Molecule: messenger RNA, 1861 nt
Organism: Macadamia integrifolia
Lineage: Eukaryota; Viridiplantae; Streptophyta; Magnoliopsida; Proteales; Proteaceae
Product: probable methyltransferase PMT23
Exons: 8
Coding region: 1-1218 (405 amino acids)
Cellular component (GO): trans-Golgi network; endosome; cytoplasm
Molecular function (GO): methyltransferase activity
Source: RefSeq, a predicted model, not a curated record
AUGCAGGACACUACUCUACCAAGUAUUGGAUGGGGAAAACAAACAAGGGUUAUCCUAGACGUUGGUUGUGGUGUUGCUAGCUUUGGUGGCUACCUGUUGGAGAAAGAUGUUCUCACCAUGUCAUUUGCUCCAAAAGAUGAACAUGAGGCUCAGAUACAGUUUGCUUUGGAACGAGGUAUUCCUGCCAUUCUUUCUGUCAUUGGGACGCAGAAGUUGACCUUCCCGGAUAAUGUAUAUGAUUUGAUUCACUGUGCACGAUGCAGGAUCCGCUGGGACAGAGAUGGUGGGAAGCCACUAAUGGAGCUCAACAGAAUCCUUAGGCCUGGAGGAUUUUUUAUUUGGUCAGCGACACCUGUUUAUCGGGAUGACUCAACACACCUGAGUAUCUGGAAUUCUAUGGUAUCUUUUACAAAAUCCAUCUGCUGGAAGAUGGUAGCAAAGACUGUUAUGAGGAACUCAGGUGGAAUUGGGCUUGCCAUAUAUCAGAAGCCUAUCUCAAAUACUUGUUAUGAGGAACGCAAAGAAAAUAAUCCCCCAAUGUGUGAUUGGAAGGAUAUGAAAAACACUUCAUGGUAUGUACCCCUACUUACAUGCCUUCCAUCUCUUCCACAAGGGGACUCAGGUAAGUGGCCUACAACAUGGCCUGAAAGGCUUGGCAGUAAACCUCCAAGUCUAUCACAGGAACCAGGAGCUGAAGAAAUCUAUUUUGAGGACACGAAACAUUGGUCUGCACUUGUAUCAGAUGUUUAUUUGGAUGGCCUGGCAAUCAACUGGUCAAGCAUACGAAAUGUAAUGGAUAUGAAUGCUGGCUAUGGAGGAUUUGCUGCAGCACUUAUUGACCAACCUCUUUGGGUAAUGAAUGUAGUACCCAUCAAUGGGGCAGAUACUCUUGCUGUAAUUUUUGACAGAGGGUUGAUUGGAAUUUAUCAUGAUUGGUGUGAGGCUUUUAAUACAUAUCCUCGAACUUAUGAUCUCCUGCACUCCAGUUACUUAUUUGGAAACCUAACUCAGAGGUGUGACAUUGUAGUUGUAGUAGCAGAGAUGGAUCGGAUAAUGAGACCAGGUGGAUGGAUUUUGGUUCAAGAAAACAUGGAAAUGAUUAACAAGCUGAAUCCCAUUUUUCAGUCGCUGCACUGGGAGACUGCCAUGCAUGAGGAGCAAUUCCUUGUUGGUAAAAAAGGUUUUUGGCGUCCCACUGAUAGAGGAGCCAAAACAUGAGUGGAGAAGCAGGGGAUAUCUGUUCUUAAUAAUGCAACCAAGGCUUGCACUAAAGUGAGUCAAAAGGGAAAACUUACAGGGAAGGAGGCACCAAGAGUUGUGGGUGACAGACUUAUACUUUCCCAUUUAUUUAUUUUGCUUUCUCUACAACUCUGAAGACAUUGAUUUUGCUUCAUGGCUCUAUUGGAAGUGACAUAUUGUUUAAGAAAUUUCAGGGCCUCAAAUAACUAAAUUUUACUCUCUUGUUGGGGAACUGAUUUAUGCACUGGUUUAGGUUAGCGAAUGGAAAGAUAAACUACUUCUUGAAAGCAUGCCAAAUCCGAAUGAGGAGGUUAAUGGUGAUAAAAACAGUGAAGAAGAGGAAGAUACAGGAAUGAGAGAAAUUGAUCUGGAAAAUACGGCCACUGGAAUAACAGAGUAAAGGCAGAGCUAGUUGAUUGAUAUUGGAACUUGCUUUUUUUUUUUUUUCUGAUGGCCGUUGUUGAUAAUAGUUGUAUAGAGCUAGCAAUUUAUUCAACAUUUUUUUUCUAGUUGGGAUUGGCCAACUUCUCCUGAGUUCAUUUGGAGGAUACUUUAUUCCUUAGAUUUACAUUAUGAAGCAAUUAUUGCAUUUAUGCUAUUUGAUCGACAUUAGGAACUGAAA